Messenger RNA from Penicillium daleae, 792 nucleotides. RefSeq names its product short chain dehydrogenase. The record is from RefSeq and is a predicted model, not a curated record. NCBI's taxonomy places the organism in Eukaryota, Fungi, Ascomycota, Eurotiomycetes, Eurotiales, Aspergillaceae. Gene Ontology annotation, molecular function: oxidoreductase activity, acting on NAD(P)H, oxygen as acceptor. Bases 1 to 792 code for a protein of 263 amino acids. The transcript is spliced from 7 exons. Gene Ontology annotation, cellular component: intracellular anatomical structure.
AUGGCGAGUCAUAAGCAAAUUGUGGAUGAUGCCUACAAGACCCCAUUACAAUCCCACUUGAGCUAUAAAGACAAGACGGCUGUGGUUACAGGUGGUGCCAGAGGUAUUGGACUGGCUUUGGCUCGCCAGGUAGCAGAAUUGGGAGGGAAUGUUGCGGUGCUGGACUACCUUCCGCAGCCCGAUGACGAAUUUCACGAGUUAGAGAAGGUUUUUGGCAUCAAGGCCCGGUAUUACCGCACAGAUGUGACCGAGAAAGAAUCACUAGAAAAUUCAGUCGCUCAAGUCGUUGAGGAAUUUGGGCGAAUCGAUGGAUGCGUUGCUGCGGCGGGUAUUGUCUACGAUGCACCGUUCCUUGAAGAUACUUGGGAGAGCGUCACCCGGGCUCAGAUGGUCAAUGUGGUCGGCACUUACUUCAGCGCCCAGUUGGCUGCGAGACAAAUGGAGACUCAAGGCACCGGAGGCAGCAUUGUGCUGAUUGCGUCCAUCUGUGCUCACCAAACUCUGCCGACUCAGCAUGUCUCCGCAUAUUCUGCUUCUAAAGGGGCUGUCAAGGCUCUAGGCCAUGCACUAGCUGUUGAACUUGGACCGAAGAAUAUCCGUGUGAACACUAUUUCUCCAGGAUAUAUUUAUACUGCAAUGAUCGAAGGGGUUAUGGAGCAGUUCCCAUCUCUCGCAGCUCUCAUGAAAGAAGACCCCCCACUUGGUCGUAUAGGCAAUCGGGCGGAUAUCAAAGGUGCAGUUGCCUACUACUUGAGCGAUGCAUCAUCUCCACCUACGACUCUGGCCAAGUGA